AGCAGAAGGUGGACGUGAACUUCCUAGUUUGGGAUUUAGUUUCCAUCAACAAAGCCAGAAAACUCCGGUUCCGCUUCGGUUCCGGUUAUAAAGUCCAACUCUUCCGCCAUCGUUUCCCUUUUUUCUUUCAUGUCGAGUGUUUGUAGAUGUUAACAUGACUUUUCACACAGUUCUGUCGGUGGUUCUUCUUCCCAUAUGCUGGCUGCUGGUGUCCGUGGCGGAGGAUGCGACCAACCCCGCCGGCAGCACCGCGACAGCCAGACCCGCAGUGACGAACUCCAGCGGGGUAAACUCCACGCACGGCGGCGGGAAGAGUCCCGGAGGACCGUCCAACGGCCUCAGCGUGGACAGCUCGAUGAUCCAGAGGGCCCUGUACGUCCUGAUCGGCAUCACCAUGAUCGGAGUUCUUUACUUCCUGAUCCGAGCCGUGCGGCUGAAGAGGCCCGGCCAGAGGAAGAAGUACGGCCUGCUGUCAAACUACGACGACUCUGUGGAGAUGGAGGCGGUGGAGAGCGACGAGGACGACACGCUGUAUGAAGCUCGGAGCCUCCGCAGAUGAGUCUGGUCGGAGUCGUCGUCUGCAGCGUCUUCGGACGAGGAAUCCGUUUACCGUCAGUGUGGACGUCAGCUGAUAUUGAUUAUGGAUCGGAGAGAGAGGACUGACCAGUGACGGCUGCAGGAAGAAAAAAUUGACCAAUCAGGUAUUGAAGAUGAGGCCAAAGCUGCUCCAGGGACCUGAGCAGGACAAUCAUUUCUUUUUAAGGUGGUUUUGGAUUAAUCGCUGUUGUAAAGGUGGAUCUUUGUGGAGAAUCAUGAGGCCAAACUUUCCUCCUCUUUUCAUCAUUGUUAUCAUUAUUACUAUUAUUAUUCUUAUCAUUUCAAAGAGUCGCUUUCUAAGAAUGUUCUUUUCCACGUUGUCUCUCCUCCAACUGGGUGCUUGAACUACUGCAAACUGACUCCAGACCAGCUGGUUCAGCAGGGAUCAGUCUGAUCUGGGAUCUGGACUGAAGCACGACACGUAGCCAAAUCUGUCACGUUGAAAUAAACCAGACCGUGUUCUGUGUGCGGUCCACAGACACGGAGGGGGCGGAGGGUGGAUGAAUCCGGCUCCGGUCGGACCAGGAUGUGGCUGAAUAUUGAUCCAGACUGUAUUUAUUCUGUGAAGCUUCGUGUUUCGUUGAGCUCUGCUCUCGGCAGGAGACAUCUUGUCUUUUUUCACCUUCAGUUCACAGAUUAAAAGACUCUUCACUGA
Molecule: messenger RNA, 1252 nt
Organism: Chelmon rostratus (copperband butterflyfish)
Lineage: Eukaryota; Metazoa; Chordata; Actinopteri; Chaetodontiformes; Chaetodontidae
Gene: fam174c
Product: family with sequence similarity 174 member C
Exons: 3
Coding region: 155-559 (134 amino acids)
Cellular component (GO): extracellular region
Source: RefSeq, a predicted model, not a curated record